CCGGGCAAGCUUACGCGCACCAGACGCUGACGUCCAUAAACACUCGGCUCAGCUGCGCGCCGUUCAGCGAGCCGGCACUCGGCUCCAGACACUGCUGCGGACCUCCAUGGAUACUCUUGCUGAGAACUCCAUCUGCAGCAGCAGCAGCAGAAACAAGGCAGUCACCAUACUACUAGCAGAGUUCAUCGGCACGGGACUUCUGGUAUUUCUCAGCUGCAUGGCUAGUGCUAUUAUGAUUAUCAUGCCACAGCCAAGCCACUUGGAGAAGGCAAUCGCAACUGGAAUGUCUGUCGCAAUAAUUAUUCAGGUGUUCGGCCACAUCAGCGAGGCGCACCUCAACCCCGCCGUCACGGCAGCGGCGCUGGUGCUGGGGAGAGUCGACAUGUGGCUCGCUCUGGUGUACGUGGCGGCCGAGUGCAGCGGUGCUGUGGCUGGGUAUGCGAUGACAGAGGUGCGCGCCCACACCGCCAGCACUGCACUUCUACCAGCAAGCCUGGGAGGCUGCCAGCUGUGUGUGACGUCAGUGAGAGAGGACGUGACCAUGGUGCAGGCUGUACUCUUGGAGGCAGUAGCGACCUACAUCCUCGUGCUCAUGGUGUCCGCCACCUGGGACAGUCGCAACAGAGAUAAGCAGGACUCGGUGCCGCUCAAGUUUGGCUUCCUCGUCACCACUGUGUGUGCUGUCCUGGAUUCCUUCACUGGGGCGAGCAUGAACCCUGCAAGAAGCCUUGGGCCAGCCGCUUUCACGGGCUGCUGGGACGAUCACUGGGUGUACUGGGUCGGACCAAUGAUGGGAAGUUUAGCAUCGUCAACGAUGUACAAGUUUGUUUUCAGCCACACCUCUGUAGCAUUCCAUAAAAUAGAAGGUCCAGCGUUUGAAAGCCAAAAGCGUGACUGCAAAGACUCAAUGAAUGAAGAAAUAUCACGUCUGGGCAAUGAAACUUCAAGCUCCUUUUGUGUCAGAUAAACACAUUUUGUAGCUGCCAGAAGCCUUAUUUGAGGGUUGUUUUAAAGUAAGAAAUGUAUUGAAAAUUUAAAACAGCAAAUAAUAUUGUUACUUAAUUGCAGCUAAAAUAUAUCUACAAAAGUUGUAACAAAAUUAAGUUGAUAAUUAUUGAUAACCUUCAAUAAAUUAAUGUUAAGGCAUUUUAAUACAUUUGAAGAACUCAAAGGAUGUAAUUCAGUGUUUCAUUGUGAUUAAAAUAACGAGAGGCUAAAAAAAAAUAUAAAAAAAUAGAGCUAAGAGGUAAAGAAA
Messenger RNA from Bacillus rossius redtenbacheri, 1255 nucleotides. Its product is annotated as aquaporin-like. Gene Ontology annotation, biological process: transmembrane transport. The record is from RefSeq and is a predicted model, not a curated record. Gene Ontology annotation, cellular component: plasma membrane. NCBI's taxonomy places the organism in Eukaryota, Metazoa, Arthropoda, Insecta, Phasmatodea, Bacillidae. The coding region runs from base 107 to 967 and encodes 286 amino acids. The transcript has 6 exons. Gene Ontology annotation, molecular function: channel activity.